AUGAGAAUCAAACUGUGGAUCAGCACCUUCAGCAAGAAGCGACGUCCAAAAAAGAAGAAGUCAGAUGUGGAGGAAAUCCACCCUGACUACCUGAUGCAGGCUUUCUACGGUGACAGGCUGCUCUCGGCAGCAGCUAGCGAUGCGCGUUCUGCCGGCGGGAUGGGAGGUAUGAGCGGCAAGCGAAAACGUCGAAGGCUCUCUUCGACCACUCCUAUGACUGCAAGUAACCGCUCGAUGUCAGCUGCCUCUACCGACCAAUAUCAGCCUGAGGAGGCACCCGAUCUUAACAGACCGAUUGAUGUUUGGGAUGGUUGCACACAGUCCUUGAAGAUUGCCAGUUCUCGGAGUGGAUUCGCCUCUCCAGUCACGGGUUCGACCGGUCGACAACACCUGUGGACCAAUGAAUCGCACUUUCAUGCAGGCGCUGCAGCAGCCUCGGAGCUUUUGGAAGAUGAUACUCAUGGUGACGAGGAUGAGUAUGGCGAAGACGAGAAAACCGUGGACAGCUAUGAUGAUGACGGACUUGAAGAAAUAUUGAAUGAAGUAUUGAACGUGCCAUCAGGUUCCGUUGGUGUUGGUGCCCUUGAUGAUGUCAAUGAUUGCAUGCUCCUAGACGACUUCCUGAGCAUGGCCGGCAAUUUCGCUAACACGAGUAUCGGUACCCAGGAUGCUGCAAAUCCAGUUGCAGCACCUUCCGUCGGAGUUGUUCAUAGUAGCACCACCUGUUUCGGUGCUUUUAACGGUCCAACAUCCAUAAAGCAGCGCCUCGCUGUUCCACCUGCCCAGGGGAUAUUGCCUCUAGGUGCAUUUGCUGAACAGCCACAAAAACGAGCAGAACAGGUUGUUUGUGUAGCGGAUCCGAAAACGGAAAUCGAAUUGUCGCCUAGUUCCAUACCAGAAGUUGUUUGCGUGCAGCACCCAGAUCAAAGCCAUCCCAUGUUUGCUGAGGAUAUUCAAAAUAUUGCCUCGCCGAGGCCACAGGAUUCGCAGCAGACAUGUCAGCAGCAACCCGUUGUUGUCGCUGCACCACUCGCUUCAGCUAAACCUGUCCCGCAGCCUCAGUCAGAGCCCCAGGAACUGCCUAAGUUGAGUGCCUUUGCCGUCGAUUCACUACUGAGUCAGUUUGAUACGACCGGAGGUGGUGGUAGCGGUGCUUAUGUUGACCUCGCCUCGGAUGGACCUACACCACUACCCCCUCCCACACCACAACCAGCAACAACUGCUAGAACAGAACCCGUGCUAUCUCAAGCACUUUCGGUAACCCCUUAUUCACAUUCAACCGAGGGGCAGUCCAUGCUUGCAGCGUACCCGCCCCAUGGAAUUAUGUCUCAGCAACAGCGACCUCACUUGUACCUUCAACAACAACAACAACAAGAGCAGCAGGUUGAUUUGAGUGGGAGUAUGGUGGACCCUGGAGUUCCUCCUCCACUCGCACACUAUCCCGGAUCGAGACCACCAAUGGUCUGGCGACAACCAGUUUCCCACAGGUUCCCUCAAUUCAAGUCGCAAACAGCUUACGUGGCGGCUAAUCAGCAGCAGCAGCAGCAUCGACAGCAUCUACAAAUGCAGCAUAGCUUCCAAGCUGCUGUGUGUAGGGGUGAUUCGCCAAGCAUCAUGUCGUCCGCUGGAGCAGAAGCAAUGUCGCCGAAGUUACGGCAGUCACCAUUGCCAGUUGUGUAUGCUCAAACACCAAUAUCUUCGAAGAGUGGAAUGUUGCCGAAUCAGCAGUUAACGACGAUGCUACGGCAGGGUAAGCUGUUUCCAAGUGUUCGUAGUUCCGGUGGUGAUCUGAUUGAUCAGAGAAGGCGUAGCACAACGACGCUGUCUAAUUUUAUGCAAUCUGGCGUAGCUGCAAAACGUCCACAGUCAUUUACACAACCUCCACGCCCCUUCCUGCAUCAGUUGGUACACGAACAAGCAAUACCUCCACCAUCAACUUUGACACACUCGUCAGCUUCACCGCAGGUUGUGUCUAGUCACCGCUUCCAAGGAUGCUGA
Mesocestoides corti is the source of this 1998-nucleotide messenger RNA. The record is from the annotation of a GenBank genome assembly. Lineage: Eukaryota; Metazoa; Platyhelminthes; Cestoda; Cyclophyllidea; Mesocestoididae.